This is a messenger RNA of Lottia gigantea (owl limpet), 2905 nucleotides long. RefSeq lists its product as hypothetical. The coding region runs from base 328 to 1878 and encodes 516 amino acids. The transcript has 2 exons. The record is from RefSeq and is a predicted model, not a curated record. NCBI's taxonomy places the organism in Eukaryota, Metazoa, Mollusca, Gastropoda, Lottiidae.
ACGGAUAUACUUAGUCAAGACUACUACAGAAGUAUUUAAAUUAAUAUUACUAAUAAGUCAACAUCUUCAACGGGUUCGGAUUAUCAUUUCAGCACGUCGUCUUUUUUGGAUAGAUUUCUGUAAGGUUAAGCUGUGAAGUUGAUGGUGCUGCAGUUAAGGGGCUUGAAAGGAAAUAUCAAUGAACACCCGAAGGUCAUUUGAUAAAGAGAAUUAGAAAGAUCUGCUGUGAGAAGAACAGCGAAAUAUAUGCAAAGGUUAUACUGCUCGGAAAAGUGAUAAGUGAAGGUCUUACUUGAAUCGUGUGAAAGUGUUUUCUUAAAAUGCAAAAUGACACAAAAGUUUUUGAUUUAUUUUGUGCUGUUUCUAUUAUUGGGAAGACGAGGGAUUUAUGCGGAGACCACUACUAUCUCUACGGUCGAUGGAGAUGCAUCAACACCGAACAUAAUACCGGAAACAUCUCCUGAGACCUCAGAAACAACCAAUGAGUUUGCUGCAGAUAGUCCACCCUCGUCGUCGUCUCCAGAACCAAGCAGUCUUGGACCAACUCCAGAGCCAUCCACCAGUCCGGAACCAGAAACUUCCGCAGAACCAUCGACUAGUGCAGAACCAGGAACGUUUUCUGAACCAACAACCGCAGAACCGGAAGCGGAAAGUACCUCCAAGCCAGAACCGUCAGCAGAAAGUACGCCUGAACCGGAAGCAGAAUCAACAGACAAACAAGAAGAUCCGCUCGCAGAGCCCGGCCCCGACUGGGAUGUAGCCAAAGAAAAAUGGAGUUUCGCUUGGGAACUCCAUAUAUAUUUGUACGGAUUAUUUUUUCUGUGUAUAGGCAUUUAUUGUUGUAUCAGUGUAGUUCGGCUGUGGACUCUUGAUCGUCUGCUCAGUAGAAAAUAUUUUCUUACGCUCAAUACACUGAUAAUCGGAAUGUGUGCAAUUAGGGCAAUUUACUUACUCGUAGAUGGAUACAAUUCCAAUGGAACAUAUCACUCCGCGGUCGACUAUUUGAUGUACGGUUUAGGCUUUCCAUUUUUGACGUCUGCCUUCAGUAUUCUAAUGUUCGCGUUGCUACAGGCAACCAGAAUGCAAAUGAUUCCCCGAACCGUUCAGAGAUUCGAAAUUCUAGUGACAAUCAUCGUCUUGCAUUUCAUCAUCUCCAUAACAGCAGACGUCGUGGUAGGGCUGGUGGUGGGGAUGAAAAUAAUGCUCCUGGUCUGCCAAAUGAUAUUCAUACUCUGGGGACUAUUUUUAUUCACUGGCUAUGCGUAUGUCUUCAACAGAGUGUAUGGUUCCGCAGUGAAGCGACAGUCCAUGAUAAGCUUUAGUGAUAAAUCACGUGACUCAGUGACCAGCCAGGUCAGGACCAAACCAACGUUAAGCCUCGCUGUGAAAAUAACACUCGGUACCGCCAUAUUUGGAAUUGUAACCGUCGCCCUGGAAAUUUACAGUAUCGCUGCCGUUUAUGGCAUAUUUUCCGACCGGAAACCAGAUCCUUGGGCCUGGUGGACUUAUCAUACCUUUCUACGUCUUACAGAAUGUUUAAUGUGUCUUACGAUUAGUUACGUUGCGUCACAACCGUUCCGUUACCGAACUCAUCAAAAUUGCGAAUUUUGUGCUCCAUGUCGGAAAGUAUUCUGCUGCGACAACAAAAAUAGAUCUUCAGAAAAUGUGCGAUGGAGUGACGUGAAUAGCCAAACAAAUACCACCAUGUCGUUCGCGUCUACGACUACGAGUGAUUUAAAGACGCAAGAGUCAGGAGAUGAUUCAUUCCGACCAAAUUCCAAUACCUUGUUAACAGUGAACGAAAGUUACGUGCACGAUCAUGAAAUGUAUAAAACGCCAAACGGAGUUAAAGGUGUUUACAGAGUCAACUCUUCGUAAUCGCGUUGACAAUUUCGUAAUUGAUCCAGUUUGUUUACAUACUACAACUUCAGUUGUCUAAAGAGUAGCCAAUGGGCGGUCGUAAUGUGAUCAAUGAUUCAACACUGCGUAUUAUACAUGGUGCGUUUAAUACUCGGAAGUAUAUUGUUAAUCUUUAGAGAGAUUAUGAAUCUAUAAGAACUUAUUAUCUUGAAUAUGUAUAAGCACAUUCCGGAAAAUGAAAAAUUAGGUACAAAUAUAUUUAUUUUCUAAAAUUGACUUCUGAAUUUGAUAUGAAAUGUGUUCAUUAAAGUGAAAUGCACGUAAAUAAGACGGCAGGAUUUCUAAUUUAGCGAAUAUGGAUGCGUAUUAUAUUUGGUGCGUUCAGUACUCGAAAAUAUAUAGUUAAUUUAAACACUUGUUGUAUAAAAUCUCUGAAAACAUGAUUAUUGUUUUGUAAUUUUGUCUAUUAAUUUGUUACUCUUUGUUAUUCAUUUCAUUAUUUCAAUAAUUACUUCAUAUGUAUAACGAAAACAAGAUUGCACAUGCAUGUGUCCAAUGACCCACUUUCGAUUGUUCAUUGCACAUGCUUGUCCACAGUUAAAAUAUAUACAACAAAUAGAAUAUCACAAAUUCACGAUCCUAAAGUCAUCCGUAUGCGAGAGAGACACUGAAUUCAAUGGUUCAAAUUCAUACACAACCAUCACCAGAAUGCACAUGCAUGUUCGCAAUGACCUAAUUUUAAUUAUUAAAUUAUACUGGGUCUUUGAAGAUCAGCCACUUCCGUUUCCUGUUCAUUUCAACAGUUCCCAGAAAUUCUAAAAACAAAAAACCAUCACCAGAAUGCACAUGCAUGUUCGCAAUGACCUACUUUUAAUUAUUAAUAUAUAUUGGGUCUUUGACGAUCAGCCACUUCCGUUUCCUGUUUAGCCACGUCAGCUUUUAGAUUUACUUUAAUUUUAGCCCAAUUCUUACGGCCCAGCUUUCCGCCUUGUUGGUUUGGGCUAAAGUCUUCAUAGUCGUAAUCAGGUUCGGGAUCGUUGUGGUG